This is a messenger RNA of Culicoides brevitarsis, 1278 nucleotides long. Its product is annotated as lanC-like protein 3 homolog. The record is from RefSeq and is a predicted model, not a curated record. Gene Ontology annotation, biological process: peptide modification; carbohydrate metabolic process. The coding region runs from base 1 to 1242 and encodes 413 amino acids. Lineage: Eukaryota; Metazoa; Arthropoda; Insecta; Diptera; Ceratopogonidae. The transcript has 2 exons. Gene Ontology annotation, cellular component: plasma membrane.
AUGUCGCGACAUUUUAGGAAUAAUUUUAAGGAUUAUGAGACGGGAGACGAACGAGUUUUCGAAGAAAAAAAAGAAAAAAUUGUUGAAUUGAUAAGAAAAUAUGUUGAAUUGAUAGUAGAAAAUACAAAACCACGAAAAAAUGAGAGAAAUCGCAGAGGAGAUUUGUAUGUAGGAGAUGCGGGAAUUGCUUUUAUGUUCACGAAACUUCAUCAAUUUGACCCGAAUUUAGUGAGAAAUGCAUUGGAGCUUGGAAAAUUGUACAUUGAGUCAGCUAAGAAGAACUUAUCAUCCAAACCUUGCGCGUUUUUGUGCGGAAAUGCGGGAAUUUUUGCCGUUUCUGCUGUUGUCAAUCAUCUAAAUGGACAAAAAUCUGCUGAAAAAGCCGACAUUGACACUUAUUUGGAGUCCUUACCAAAGUGUCUCGACCCGAAAUUCGGAGAUGACGACAACACAGGCGAUGAAUUUCUUGUCGGGCGGGCUGGAUUUCUCUCCGGGAUGUAUUACAUCAAUGAAGAAAUUGACGAAAAUUGCAUCGAAAAUGACAAAAUCCUGGAAUUAUGUAAUUUUAUGCUCAACAGUGGUCGAAAUUUUUCAUCUGAACAGCAAUUAGACAUUCCUUUGAUGUAUCAAUGGCACGGAAAAAAAUAUUUGGGAGCAGCUCAUGGCAUUUCUGCGAUACUUUUUACUCUGCUACGAUCAUCUUGGUUCUCAAAAAGUACCGAAAACGAUGAAUUUUCGAAUAUUUCACAUACUAAACUCGCUGAUAUCAAAAACUCAAUCGAUUAUUUGUUGCGAUUUCAAGCUGCGGAUGGAAAUUUUCCGACAAAAUUCGACUCUGACGACAAACAUCUCGUUCAUUGGUGUCACGGAUCGCCUGGAUUCAUCAUUUUAUAUGCAAAAGCGUAUCUCGUCUUCAAGGAAAAGUCAUAUCUGGAGGCUUGUGUUCGUUGCGCAGACAAUAUUUGGCAUCAAGGUCUCUUGCUGAAGGGUCCCGGGAUCUGUCACGGCAUCGCAGGCAACGGAUAUGCGUUUUUACUGAUGUUUCGUCUCACAAACAACCCAAAAUACCUCCAUCGAGCUCAUAAAUUUGCAGAAUUUCUCGAAACUGACGACUUUAAGAGACAUUCACGAACUCCCGAUCGUCCUUUUAGCUUAUUCGAAGGCAUCGCGGGCACCGUUUGUUUCCUCAUUGAUCUCAUGACUCCUGAAAAAGCGGCGUUUCCGUUCAUGAAUGUGUUUUAGUUUUAAGCUGUGAACCAAAAUUUUCAAAUUUCUCAA